CCUUGCCUCUCUACUCAGAAACCACUCUCUUUUCUGCAUGUUUCAGCAACAGGGAACAAAAACCUGCCUGGAUUGUGGUUCCUUCCACCUUGUGCUGUGGGAUAUCAUUUAAGAGGGAUCAUUAGCUGCGAGCAGCCCGGCUGGGUCAAGGCUGGGAGGCGGAGACGCAGUUGCAAGCAGCGAAGCAAGGUGGAGGCACGAAGACAGAAGACCAGGUUAAUGAAAGCAUGAGGUGGCUCUUGGGCAGCAGCUUGAAAAAUUUUGGACAUGCUGACAGGGGAAACUACGACUGGCUAAACAGCGAACCAGGUGGGCCACUUCUGGAAACAGAGCUUCAGAGCAGACAACAGACAAGUUCAACCAAAGACGACAUAGAACCAUUUCUGUGUAUCAUACUGCCUGCCACCAUGAUGCUCUUCCUGGCAUUCCUGCUGCUCUUCCUGUACCGCCGUUGCCAGCACCCCUCUCAGCAGGGGCAGAUCUUCAGCAUCGACCUUCCCGAGGCCCUGCCUGAGCACGAUGUGUCCAACUUCCUUUCUGCCCUGCCCUGGAGCACUGAGCAGAGCUUCCACUACUCGACGCUGCUCCCUGAUGCCACAUUCCUCUCUGUGUGUUUGCCUCCAUCCUAUGAGGAGGCCACCAUGAAGACUUCCAUGGAAGAGGCUCACAUUGAGCUCUCUCCAGACCCAGUGCCUCCUUACGAAGAGAGCACGCUGCAGACCAGCAGCACCAAAUAAACUUCCUACGGAAGCACCUUAGCCGAAGCAUGCAGCACAAAGGUAGAACUGCUAUGGCCUUUAAAAUUUGUGAAAAGAUUCCAAAUGAGGCACAAAACCAAUGAAUUUAUGAAGGAAGAAACUUGAAGUAACAGGGAAUGCGUGUCUUCACCUCAUCCUAGGAUUUUCUACCUUCCAUUUGUGGCAAGUGUACACACGGUGUAGCACCAAAUCCAAUCCGAACACGGGGAUUCUAGUUAACAAACAUGUCAUGCGAGGAUUAAAUUUAAGGAAAGCUGGGAAGCUCUUCCUCUGUAAUCCCUCAGCUACAACAAAAUGUCAAUAAUGCUAUAGAUUCAGCAAUCAUAAAAAGGGCUUUUAGCACAUACAUAUUCCACUUUGGGUUUUUUCUAUUUUAUGCAUUUGUAUUUAAAUGAGUUUUUGACAAGAUGAGUCACUCAGUCUGUGUGUGUUUACAUCACGUCAUUCUGCAGUGCUCUGGAAUGAUCACAACAGCUCUCAGGAAAGCAAAUAAAUAUAUAACCUCUACAAAAUUUCCAGUAACUGUCCCCAAAGGUUCAAAUGUGCACUGUGAAUAAAGGCUGUCUUUUCUCACAGUUGAACAAUAAGGACAACCAGAGAAGACCUGAUUAUUCUGGGUGAGGAAGACUCCAUACAAGAGCACACUCACUCUGCUGCUGCAAGCUGCUUGCCAAGGUCUUGUGAGGUCCCAGCAUUCCAGACUACUCGGUUGACUUCUUUUCCAAGUCUAAAAUAAUAAACCAUGUGACUUACUUGGUGCAGUGUGUAAAGGAGUUGGGGAAAAAUUAAUAAAAUCAAGUGCACCAAAAAACCCCUGGUCUGUAUUUCAAAACUGCAUUAUAAUCCCUUCCCCUUCAUCCCUAGGGCAGGGUGAGGCUAAUUCAAGUGUGUUGGUGGCAGUGGUUCAGAAGGUUUGCAUAUGCAUAUGCUUUCAGAAAAUGAUGUAUGUUAUCUUCAAUUCUUUCUUACAGGAUUGCAUUUUCACUAAGUUAAGACAUGCUCUUGUUACAGAAUGUGGCUACUACAGCUCAUGACAGCCUCAAAAGUUGUGUUGGCAAGCCACAGACAAAUGCAGUGUCGUGGAAUAGGUGACACCUGCAAGGAAGAAACUGUCGUAACAGCUUGUGCAGUCUUGGUGUAACUUACAAACCCAAAGGCUUGUACUUGGUGAUUUCAACAACUGUCAGGAGGUGUCAAUAGCAGCCAGUCCUGCUUUACAAACUUGGCACAUUCCUUAAAAAAACCCAACAAAAAC
Molecule: messenger RNA, 2013 nt
Organism: Poecile atricapillus (Black-capped chickadee)
Lineage: Eukaryota; Metazoa; Chordata; Aves; Passeriformes; Paridae
Gene: SMIM28
Product: small integral membrane protein 28
Exons: 3
Coding region: 228-737 (169 amino acids)
Source: RefSeq, a predicted model, not a curated record